AUGGAGUCUUCUGCUCUCCUCCCUGCUCAGGUGUCAGGGAGCACCAGCUGGGAGUCUCCCAGGGCUCUGUUUCUCUCCUCGGGCACCGUCAUGUCGUGCUUCACCCAGCUGUGGCACUCCAGCACACCAGACUCUCCCACCAGCCCAGUCCCUGCCUCUCCAGGUGAAAUCCCCAUCCCCAUCAGCCCCAUCGUUGUCACCUCCCCAGGAGAUGGCAGGAAGAAGGCCAGGUCCCCAGUCGACAAGCCAGGCUCUCCAACCCCAGCCUCUCCAAAACCAACCUCCCCUGUGGAGUGCUCCAUUUGCUUCAACACCUAUGACAACACCUUCAAGACCCCCAAGCUGCUCCAGUGCUCCCACGUGUUCUGCCUGGAGUGUGUGGCCCGCCUGAGCACAGGGCUGCCCCCAAACCAACCUGAGGACCAGCUGCCCUGCCCCUUCUGCAGGCAGCUGACCAGCAUCCCUCAGGAAGGUGCCCCAGCACUCAAGACCAGCAAGGAGCUUCUUGCCACGCUGCCUCCUGAACUCCAGCAGGAGAAGGUGCUCUGGAUGGAAGGGACCAAGCUGUGCUGCCGUCAGGCUUCUGAGGACCCUGAGAACCCAGACUCCUGCAUCUCCAUCGACGUUGCCAUGAGCAAGCCCGAGAGCUCGGAAGCUCCCCCGGCGGGGCUGGCUGGGAGGCUGUCCCGCUGCGACAUGUGUGAUGACUGGAAGCGCAUCGUCCUCCUCUCUGCCCUGAUCAUCAUCCUCUUCUGCAUCAUCCUGUGGCCAGUCCAGUGUGCCCUGAAGACAGGGAACCUGCGCUGCUUCACCAGGACUGUUGCAAUGAGCAGGCCAGAGUACCUGUCCCCUAAACCCACCAUGGUGCCCCCACCUGGCACACAAUCUCCUUUCCAGUAG
This is a messenger RNA of Indicator indicator, 900 nucleotides long. RefSeq names its product ring finger protein 223 (gene RNF223). Gene Ontology annotation, molecular function: ubiquitin protein ligase activity. Lineage: Eukaryota; Metazoa; Chordata; Aves; Piciformes; Indicatoridae. The transcript is spliced from 2 exons. Bases 1 to 900 code for a protein of 299 amino acids. Gene Ontology annotation, biological process: protein ubiquitination. The record is from RefSeq and is a predicted model, not a curated record.